CAGACAUGUUCGGCGAUAAAUCAUAGGUUUACGGUAACCUUUCCAGAGAAAACAUUGACUUUUCGAAUUCUCAUAUCACAAGUAAAAUAUUUUCCAACGGAGAGAUAAUAUUAAUUUUGAUUGAAGCCUGACUUGACGAAUACUAUGAUAGAGAACAACGGUGCAGUUCUAGGCGGCCACGACAUGGAGGAUAAAUCAUCGUGUAUGAUGGCCUCAGCCUCCCACCUGAUGCCCACACCCCCGGGGAUGUACGGAGCCAUGCCGCCCCACAGCAUGGCCGAGGACGACCAGGCCAACAGAAACCUAAAGUCUGACCACAGCGACUCGGACAUCCCGGACGACGUCAACUCCCCGGAGUCGGACAUGGACGAGUAUGACAUGAAAUACUCCGGAACCUCCACGCUUUCUCAGCAGAAGAGGAGAUUUGCCGAUGUCAAACCGCCGUAUUCCUACAUCGCUCUAAUUACAAUGUCCAUUGAAAGUUCAACCUCUGGAAUGAUGACGCUCAAUGAGAUCUACGCUUUUAUCAUGAACCGUUUUCCUUACUUCAAAGACAACCAACAGCGGUGGCAGAACUCCAUUCGUCACAACCUUUCCUUGAAUGACUGUUUUGUGAAAAUUCCAAGAGCUCCAGGUCGACCAGGGAAAGGAAAUUACUGGGCCCUCCACCCCGGCUGUGGUGACAUGUUUGGCAAUGGAAGCUUUCUCAGACGAGCAAAGAGAUUCAAGAUUCAGCGUCAAAAGCGCGAGGACCCGGCUCAUGUUCAACAUGUGAACUCUUACGGACACUUCAGUCUCUAUGGCUCUCCCUCCGGUUAUAAGCCCUACCCUCCGUUCAACUCCAUGGCUCUGUCUGCGUUUUCUCAGGGAUUGCCACAACCACAGCAAUACGGCUUGCCGUCCAAACCUGACUCGUGGAAUACCUCUGCCCCCGGUGGAUACAACCCUUACUACAACACGCCAGGUAUGAACAUGAACAUGAACUCCACGCUAGGGUCGUCUCUGGGAUCGUCCCUCGGUGGAUCCUACCUCCCUGCCUCCCAGGUUCCGUCCGUCCCUCCGUCCACGGGCUCCCUAGCGGGCUACUCCUCCCUGCCCCCACCCUCCACCUACUGUGGAUCGCAGUACACGGGUCUCCAGCGACUCCAGACCGCCCAGUGAUUUUCGUCUCGAAACAUUCAUUUGUGAUACUUUGUGAUAUCCAUAUAGUCAUUUCAAUGGAGAAUGUUGUCUCAAACACUCAGAUUUAUUUUCGGUGAAUAUAUUGAAUGGUCUUUUUGUGUGUAUUUUAGUGCUACAUGUAUGUUAAUUAAUUCAUUUGUUAAAAAAAAUAUUUGUAAAUAUCAAAAUGUACAUAGCUAGAACAAUGUGCACAGAUAUACGCAAUCUGUUGUUAUAUACUGAUGUAAAUAUGGUAUGUGUAUGAGUGUGUAUGCUUGUUUGUGUGUAAAAAGCUGAAAUGGAGACCGAGAAUCUCAAGAAUAGUGCAAUAAAAAUAGAUUUUUGCAGAAAUAAAUCAACAAAAAACUAUAA
Magallana angulata is the source of this 1533-nucleotide messenger RNA. RefSeq names its product forkhead box protein B1-like. The coding region runs from base 145 to 1161 and encodes 338 amino acids. Gene Ontology annotation, molecular function: RNA polymerase II cis-regulatory region sequence-specific DNA binding; DNA-binding transcription factor activity, RNA polymerase II-specific. Lineage: Eukaryota; Metazoa; Mollusca; Bivalvia; Ostreida; Ostreidae. The record is from RefSeq and is a predicted model, not a curated record. The transcript has a single exon. Gene Ontology annotation, biological process: cell differentiation; anatomical structure morphogenesis; regulation of transcription by RNA polymerase II.